AGCUGCCUCUGCAACAAAGCGGCUAGAAUUCUGCCCCAUGAGCUCCAGUUCGCGUCUUCAACUCGAACAAGGCGCGACAGCAACCUCAAAUCGGUCAAUUGUCGCCCACAUAUGAUACAUGGGGCAAGAUGGUGUCCAGAGACUUCGGAAUUCUCUACAAGGAGACGCGACUGAAUUUGGAGCCCGCGUCCCCUUCGUCAACCGUACACAUCCGGGUCGCACCCCAAGGCGCCUACGGACGAUCAGCCUCAAGCCGGAGCGGCACCUCGGCCGACGACGAAAAGGGUUACCGGUCCAGGAAUCUCGCGACAGCAUCCUCUAUAUACUACAGGAAACACCACUCCUCACCACGAGGGUUUCUGUGGCGCGUCUUGGAUAGCGGCACCGUUCUCAGCCUUCGCGUUGCCGAUGUCUGCAAACAAGAGAAUGCCGCCGAGGCGCCGCUAAUCCUGAACUUGAGAUUCCCGACUGCCCUUCGAACAUCUUGCAUUGGCUUCACUGAUCCCGAGGAAUACGAUGCGCUUUGCGUCUUUGCCGUCGACCAUUCUAACCAGCUAUGGUCGAUCACGUUGCGGCCAGACCACUUCCGGAAGAGGACGGCGAUCGAUGGUGGGCUCGGCGACGCUUGCAAGUCACACUCACCUCCUGGCUUCGGGUUCAAACAUCCGCACCGCUUGGCAGUGGUCAGCCCGAAUCAACUAAUCAUCACAAUGCACGAUGGCGGCAUUCUGAAGUUCGACAGGAACGAAAGUCAUGAGUCGAAUGGAGGGUCGUGGAAGGAAACCAUCUACAAUGUUGCGGGCUGGAGCCAGAGCCUCCGAGGAUUGGUCCCGUUCCAGCGGAAUCCGACCAUCAGAUACGACAAGGUCAAUAUGGAGUUGACGGCAGCCGCUUCGACAGCAGUCACGACCAUGGGCCAUUCCGACACGGCUUUCCUGUUCACCAUCUGCUUAGAUCACCGGAUGAGGGUCUGGGAUGUGCGGACAGGGCAGAUUUUAUACACUGGUGACAUCUUGAACACGAGCCGCGAUCCGCAGGAAGUCGGCAAAUGGACUGUUGACCCUUCCCAAGGUAACCUCAUCCGGAUAUUGGACAACAGCUGCGGCCAAUGCUCGGUGGUGACGUACUCCGGCGUUGGAGCUGGCGAGUUUAAAUUCUGGAAGGUGAAGGCGAACGAUCAGGGGUCGAUUCACGUUGCGGAUUGCUUUCCAGACGCUCACUUGGUGCCACCGAGCCCGACUUCACUCGAUGUGUGGAAUCUUGCUGAUUUCGCCGUGGCUCAACAACCCGACGGACCCGAGCUAUGGACGAUGUGGAAGAACAACACCAGCUACCGCGUGCACAGGUUACAAGUUCAGCCUCGGAACACCAAAGACCCAUUUGGCGACGGUUGGAAGGCGGUACACAUCGCAAACACGGUACCGCCCGUGCGGGCGUCAGGGCCCUGGAAUCCGACAGACUCGACCGAAAAGUGGCUCGACCUCAUCUUCUUCCCAGGCCGCUUCUCCAAGUCCACUCUCGAGACAGCCCUGGCAAUGUACGAGAAAGGCUUGGGUACCUACAAGGAGGCACCGUCAAAAGCUGGCCGGAGUAUCGCAGAAUCCAUCUGCUCGGUGCUCGGAUCCACCACGACGCUCGACAGGACUUCUGCAGGUGGUGCGGAUUACGACCAGUUCAGAAACACGAGCGAGACACAGUGGAUGCGCUUUUGGCGUCUCCUGCUUGAGCUCGACAAGCAAAGGGGUGAAGCGCUAUCCUUAGUCUUCGACCCUGUGGAGGGCAUGAUCUGGGUUGCCUGCGCUGACUUGAUUGCUGCUGUCAGGCAGUGCAGCGACCUGGACGGCCUGUACCACAAUCUUCUCUCUCCGGAGAAGAAUAACGAAGACGUCGCCGCCUUGAUAUCUGCGGGACUGACCUUUGUGGACAGUUUCUCGGACAGCAUGUACCAGCUGAGUAGAGCUGCCUUGAGAGCCGAGCUAUACGAAGAUUCGGCCAGGUCCGACAGCGAGCGCAUGCAACUGUUUUUGGAUCGCGCGGGAUUCUGGCCCUCAAUCACGGAUGAAGACUGCGCCCAGGUGAUCGACACUCUUGGCCAAAACUACCAGAUGGUGACUGCGAGGCUCUACGACGACCUGUUCGAUCUCAUCACAGCAACUAGCGAGGCCAAUUCGCAAGAGCUGCGGGAACCCUUUACUGGAUUCGGACGCAAGCUUGUUGUCCGCGCCGUCCAGGAGACGACCGAGCUUCACUGGCAGAUUCUCUUCAGCCAACUCAUUCUUCUCGUUCACAUGGAGUUUGACAUUGAGAGCGAGGAUGCCCCAUCCCUUCACUCGCGCUUCGAAGUCGGUUCAGUGUACCGGCGAUUGAUCGAUGCGCUUCGGAGGCUGGAACAUCUGAGGUGGAUGGCGAAGACUGAGCUGAGCUGUUCGUCAAAAUCCGGCGGAUCGGGCUCCUCUUCCCCCUCUUUGAUCAAGCGCAGCCAGGAUGAAAAUAACACCAAGACUGCUUUGGAAGGGCUGACCGGUCAUCUGUUCGGUCUCCCAGAGAGCAACAAUAUGCCCCUGCUUUCUAGCAUCACAGACCUGGUGCUAGACCUUUGUGCUCCCAGCAGCACUACUGUGCUCUACACCUGGCUCAUCCAGUGCUGGCUCCUUAAACAGGAUCGGCCCGACCUUGCGCUGGAGCUCCAUUCGUUCGCCGACCAAGAUCCCUUCUCAAUCUACAUUCAGGGCCGCGUCUUUUUUGCGCUCAGAGACCACGACACUGCGUCCUUCUACUUCAGGAGGGCGGCGAUUGGGUUGAGCAUCUCGAUUAAGCACCUAGACCGGCACAGCGCAGGGCUCCUCGACGACACGGAAUGGAACCUCCUUAACAGCGGGCUUCCAAACUACUAUGCCCACAUUGUCGGCCUGUACGACAGGCAAAAGGCCUACUCGUACGUCAUGGAGUUCUCCCGCCUCGCCCUCCAGUUCGUCCAGCAGGGCGACGGCGAGGUCGCGGGUAACAAGACGGAGAUGCUCAGCCGUCUGUUCACGGCCGCCGCCGCCACCUCGCACUUUGAAGAAGCCCACUCGGCGCUCCUCGCCAUGGACGACGAAGCCAUGCAAAAGUCGUACCUGCGUAAGCUCGUCGAGAAGAUGUGCGAGACGGGCCAGAGCUCUGAGCUCAUCCGGCUGCCCUUCUCGGGCCUCCAGACGAAAGUCGACGACAUACUCGUCGACAAGUGCCGGGCCACGAGGGACGUGCUCAACGGCGUGCCGUACCAUCAGAUCUUGUACGCCUGGCGCAUCAGCCACAACGACUACCGCGGCGCCGCGGCCAUCCUGCUCGAUCGCCUGCAGAAACUGCGGCGGGCGGGCGAAGGGGAUAGGCUCGGCGGCGGCGCCGGCAGCGCCGAGGACGCGUUAGACACGCAGGUCACGAGGCAGUACCUGCUCCUGAUCAAUGCGCUGAGCUGUGUCGCGCCGGAGGAGGCGUACAUACUCGAAGAUGUGAUCCCGGGCGAAGAAGACGGCCAGAGGCAAACUGUGGGGUAUGAUGAAGAUCAUGAUGAGGAUGAAUUGGAGAGCCAGCUUGACGAUCUUGCGAAGAAGCUCGAUGCUGAGGCUGCCAAGGAAGGCGGUGGGGAGGAAUUGGCGUCGGAGGAGGACGCGGCGCUCGCCGAGAAGAUCAAGAGGUUCUCGAUGCGGAACGGGCAGGAGCUGCCGCCGAGGCAAUUGCUUAUGCUGGCGGACCUCCGGAAGCAGUACCAGCAGGAGUUGGACAGGAUCGUGGCGAUCCAGAACAACCAGUUUGGAUUUACCGCCGAGGAUGAUUUGAUGGAUUUAGCGUGAGGGUAUCGGCCGAGGCGAGACGGGCCCGGUGGAUGAACGGGCUGGAGCAAAGGGUAGUAAGGUUUUGUAAUGAGUUUAAUGUAGGCGUUAGCGUCCUGGAAAAAGGAUACCUUUGUAUGAUGGAUAUGGCCUGGCGUGACGAACGGGAAUUGCUUGGUUGCUCGAAACGGGAAUCAUAG
Molecule: messenger RNA, 4012 nt
Organism: Parathielavia appendiculata
Lineage: Eukaryota; Fungi; Ascomycota; Sordariomycetes; Sordariales; Chaetomiaceae
Exons: 2
Coding region: 129-3833 (1234 amino acids)
Cellular component (GO): nuclear pore
Molecular function (GO): protein binding; structural constituent of nuclear pore
Source: RefSeq, a predicted model, not a curated record